Siniperca chuatsi (mandarin fish) is the source of this 3835-nucleotide messenger RNA. RefSeq names its product glycogen phosphorylase, muscle form. The record is from RefSeq and is a predicted model, not a curated record. The transcript has 20 exons. Gene Ontology annotation, cellular component: cytoplasm. Lineage: Eukaryota; Metazoa; Chordata; Actinopteri; Centrarchiformes; Sinipercidae. Gene Ontology annotation, molecular function: glycogen phosphorylase activity; pyridoxal phosphate binding. The coding region runs from base 148 to 2676 and encodes 842 amino acids. Gene Ontology annotation, biological process: glycogen catabolic process.
ACCGAGUACGUGACUGAUAAAUAGGCUGGACCGUCUCAUCCCACCGGCUGUCUGUGCUAAGAGGAGAGUCGGAGGAAGGGUAGGCAGGCUGCUGGGUGAAAUUGAACUUAGCCUUCAGUAAAAACUAAACAGAAAUCAUCAGUAAGCAUGGCCAAGCCGCUAACAGACCAAGACAAGAGGAAGCAGAUUUCGGUCCGAGGUCUGGCCGGGGUGGAAAACGUUGCGGACCUGAAAACUAAUUUCAACCGGCACCUCCACUUCACCUUGGUGAAAGACCGAAAUGUGGCUACCAAACGGGAUUACUACUUUGCCCUGGCCAACACAGUCCGGGACUACCUGGUGGGCCGCUGGAUCCGGACGCAGCAGCAUUACUAUGAGAAAGACCCGAAACGUGUCUACUACCUCUCCCUGGAGUUUUACAUGGGCCGGACUCUGCAGAACACCAUGGUUAACCUGGCCUUGGAGAACGCCUGCGAUGAAGCUACAUACCAGCUGGGUCUGGACAUGGAGGAGUUACAGGACAUCGAGGAAGAUGCCGGUCUAGGCAACGGUGGGCUAGGUCGUCUGGCUGCAUGUUUCCUGGACUCCAUGGCCUCUCUGGGUCUGGCUGCUUAUGGAUACGGCAUCCGCUACGAGUUUGGCAUCUUCAAUCAGAAAAUUGUCAGUGGCUGGCAGGUGGAAGAAGCGGACGACUGGCUGCGUUACGGUAACCCCUGGGAGAAGGCUCGCCCGGAGUACAUGCGCCCAGUCCACUUCUACGGACGAGUGGAGCACACAGCUGAAGGAGUGAAGUGGGUGGACACACAGGUGGUUCUGGCUCUCCCCUAUGACACCCCAGUCCCCGGCUAUAGAAACAACAUUGUCAACACCAUGAGACUGUGGUCUGCUAAGGCCCCUUGUGACUUUAACCUCAAAGACUUUAAUGUUGGUGGCUACAUUCAAGCUGUGCUGGACAGAAACCUGGCUGAGAACAUCUCCAGGGUUCUCUACCCCAAUGACAAUUUCUUUGAAGGGAAGGAGCUGCGUCUGAAGCAGGAGUACUUUGUUGUAGCAGCAACUCUUCAAGACAUCAUCCGUCGAUUCAAAGCCUCCAAGUUCGGCUCCACAGAGUUUGUGCGACUAGAUCUUUCUACGCUGCCAGACAAGGUGGCCAUCCAGCUGAAUGAUACCCAUCCUGCUAUGGCCAUCCCGGAGCUGAUGAGGAUCCUGGUGGACAUGGAGAAUCUCACUUGGGAGAAGGCCUGGGACAUCGUGGUUCGUACCUGUGCCUACACCAACCACACCGUCCUGCCUGAAGCCCUGGAGCGUUGGCCCGUAGACCUCUUCCAAAACCUGCUACCUCGUCACCUGGAGAUCAUCUAUGAGAUCAACAGGAGGCACCUGGAGCGCAUCACCAAGCUGUACCCUGACGAUGUUGACCGCCUGCGCCGAAUGUCCCUGAUCGAGGAAGGGGACAUAAAGAAAAUCAACAUGGCUCACCUGUGCAUUGUGGGAUCUCAUGCUGUCAACGGAGUGGCCCGCAUCCAUUCUGAAAUCAUCAUAAACACUGUGUUCAAAGAUUUCUACGACCUCGACCCUCAGAAGUUUCAGAACAAGACCAACGGCAUCACACCCAGGCGCUGGCUGGUCAUGUGCAACCCUGGCCUGGCCGAGGUCAUCGCAGAGAGGAUUGGUGAGGACUACAUCCGCGACUUGGACCAGCUGAAGAAACUUCUGGACUUUGUGGAUGAUGACUCCUUCAUUCGGGAUGUUGCCAAAGUCAAACAAGAGAACAAGAUGAAGUUUGCUGCCCAUCUUGAAGAGCACUACAAGGUGAAAAUCAACCCCAACUCCAUGUUUGAUGUACAGGUGAAGAGGAUCCACGAGUACAAAAGACAGCUGCUCAACUGCCUGCACAUCAUCACACUGUACAACCGUAUCAAGAAGGAACCCAACAAGUCAUGGACUCCCAGAACCAUCAUGAUUGGAGGAAAGGCGGCUCCAGGUUAUCAUACUGCCAAGAUGAUCAUCAAGCUGAUCACAUCAAUUGGAGACAUUAUCAAUAACGACCCUGUGGUGGGAGAUCGCCUUAAAGUCAUCUUCCUGGAGAACUAUAGGGUCACUCUGGCUGAAAAGGUCAUCCCUGCAGCUGACCUGUCGGAGCAGAUCUCCACAGCAGGUACUGAGGCCUCUGGCACUGGGAACAUGAAGUUCAUGCUGAAUGGAGCCCUCACUAUCGGCACCAUGGACGGCGCCAACGUGGAAAUGGCGGAGGAAGCUGGAGAGGAGAACCUUUUCAUCUUUGGCAUGAGGGUGGACGAUGUGGAGGCUCUGGACAAGAAGGGCUAUGACGCUGUGUCGUACUACAACCGUAUUCCUGAGCUGAAGCAGGCAAUGGACCAGAUAUCUGGAGGCUCCUUCAGCCCCAGCCAGCCCGACCUCUUCAAAGACCUCGUCAACAUGCUGAUGCACCACGACAGGUUCAAGGUGUUUGCAGACUAUGAAGAAUACAUCAAAUGUCAAGAGAAAGUCAGCGCGCUCUACAAGAACCCUAAAGAGUGGACCAAAAUUGUGAUCCAUAACAUCGCCAGCUGUGGUAAAUUCUCCAGUGACCGCACCAUUUCCCAGUAUGCCAGGGAGAUCUGGGGCAUGGAGCCCAGUUUGGAGAAGAUCGCUGCUCCAGAUGAUCCUCGCUAAACCACAUCUGCCUCCUCCACCUCACUGUAGCUCACCAUGUGGUCCAACCACUGAAGAAAACCUUGUAGCUUUUUCAAUGUGUACUGUAGCAUUAUUUCUUUACAUUAUUGACCCCUAUACAGCCUCUAUUACUCCCAGUUCAUCUUGCAGUAACAUGUAUUGAAGUGGGCUUAUUCAGAAUCUGUUUUUUUUUUUCCUCUGUGCACCAGCAAUGCAUAUUCUCACUGUUGGGUGAAAACAUUAAAGAUAUACUUACUUAUUUUGUUUGUUUUCCCAGGUGUUUGGAAAUUCUAGGUCAAAACAUCAACCAGGAGCGGAGUCAAAAAACAUUUGAGUGCUAUAACAAAAUCUGGGACUAUAUCUUUAAUCAAACUUGGACUUCCCUACUACAGGUUUCACACAACAGUGAUUCGAACCACAAUUCUAACUACAUUCCCCUUCUACUUCUGAGCCAAUAUGGCUACCAAAACCCAGCAAAUAUGCCAGUAAACCUCUGCACUGUUAUGGUUCCAAACCAACCCAUGUCUUCCAUGGAAGAGAGAAGGGACACACAGUGGUUAAUGUGCACCACAGCCUCAUAGCAGCACUGUGACUGGACAGUGUUGGAAGGAAGCCAUGUCUCCAUAUUCACUGCAGAUUAACAUUCAUAUUAAUAUUUCAUGUUAAAAGACUCUGCGACUGCACUGUCAGUGUUCUAUGGUGUUUGCUGAAUAUAUCCAUUUGUGUUAUCAUGAGUGGUCAGGGGGAGCCCUGCGAUGCAGAUGUAUUGACCCAUCAGUUUACCUGUGGUUUCCUCAGCAUGUUUGUGACUGUCUCAUUCUGUUUUACUCUGUUCCUAAAAGUGACCUUUGUUAGAAAAUAACAUAGCCUUCUCUGCCUAAAAUGUAAGUGACUGAAUUUAUCUUUGGACGAUGCGUGUAUUCUGUGGUGUAGUGUUGUGUGUGUGUGUGUGUCUAUAACAUAGAUGAGUCCAUAGUACUGUGGAUAUCCGCUUGACUUGUGUACUGUAAUAACAUACUGUCCUGCUUCAGCUACUGCAUAUGACUGUCUGACUGCUGUGGUGCUGCCUGUAGAGGCUGCAGAAAGAACAUUUCAGUCAGUCAGUGCUUUUCUUUUUUUUUUUUUUUUUAAGUCAAUAAAUGACAAAACUACAUCAAUA